CUCUAAGUGAUGGAGAAUCUAUAGAGUAAAAUCUAGAGAGAAUGUGGAGUCGGUAUGAAAAGCAUCAACUAACUUUACCUUUUCCUACCAAUAAGAAGGGCUUCUACAUCUAAUUGUUAGGGUUAGGGGUUAGGGAUUUUUUCCUUUGUUUGUUCGGUUUGAUCCUCUGAAACAAUCAAACCAACAAACAGGAUGGAAGGAGAGGCUGGUGAGUUCCAAGACUGGGAGGUGCUUCACAACUCCGAUACUGUACUGGUUAAGUCGGACGGUGCUGCUAUUGUUGACCCGUCCAAGUCGGAUGAAACACCCAGAAAUUUUGAGGGAAUCGAUGGUGAUUCGGAGGGCAUGAUCAGGUCCGAUUACUUCUCGCUCGAGAGUAAGGAGAGGUAUGCCAAGACUGCUACAGAGGGUGAUGUGAGCGAAGUCGACUCUGACAAUCCGAGUUGGAUCGAUCCCGGGUCCGAGACACGGUAUGCGAGGAAGAACUCGGGUGAGUUCUGGUCCGAUUCGAGCAGCGAUCGUUCCGACGAUCGUAAACUUGGUGAUUUUGACGCUAAACACGGACUAGGUAACGCAGCAACUGCGAAAAGCCAAAUGGCUUUUGAAGGAUUUGUGGAAAUAAAAGCCAAGAAUGGAAAUUUGGCUAAGUUGAUUCAGACCGAGGAUAAGCCUUCGAGCAACUUCUGGUCUGAUUCUGGCGGAGACGCUUUGGUUUCGAUGAAAUUUGGGGAAAAUUACGUGAAACAACGAGACUUUUCGAAGAUUUCGGGUGAUUUGGACGGUGGAAAUAGUUCGAUCGAGCACAAAGCUGAUGCGAUUACAGAAUUGAAAUCUGACGCAGAAUCGGGCGGCGAGGGAGAGAAGGGGAGGGGAGUUUGGUGGAAGGUUCCUCUUGAAAUCUUGAAGUAUUGUGUUUUUAGAGUGAGCCCGGUUUGGUCGUUCUCCGUGGUGGCUGCUGUGAUGGGGUUCGUUAUCUUGGGACGGAGACUGUAUAAGAUGAAGAGGAAGAGCCACAGCUUGCAGCUGAAGGUUACGGUUGAUGAUAAGAAGGUGUCGCAGUUCAUGAGCCGUGCUGCACGUCUUAAUGAAGCGUUUUCAGUGGUGAGGCGGGUCCCAAUUAUACGACCUCAGCUGGCAGCCCCUGGCGUGACUCCGUGGCCUGCGAUGAGUUUGAGAUAAAUUCUUGUAUAACAAUUAGGAAAACAACGCAAUGUCUACCAAGAUGGUAUAUAAGAUUUAUAUGUGGGUUUGUGUGAGAUAGUGUGAACCAACUUUCCCUUCAUGUUUGAUCCCUGAAGUCGUCGAGACACUCGGGGAUCAAAUCGUGUACAAGUGCAGACUACUUUUUAUUUCUUUCGGUGCACAUUGUUUUCUUCCUCUCUGUCAUGAUGCUUAAAUUAUGCAUUCAACUCUUUUAUAAGAUGUGGUUAGUGGCUUGCUUGGAGUUUUAUACCAAUUUAAAGCUAAGAAUGUUAUCUG
This is a messenger RNA of Juglans microcarpa x Juglans regia, 1479 nucleotides long. RefSeq lists its product as uncharacterized. The transcript has 2 exons. The record is from RefSeq and is a predicted model, not a curated record. Bases 193 to 1179 code for a protein of 328 amino acids. Lineage: Eukaryota; Viridiplantae; Streptophyta; Magnoliopsida; Fagales; Juglandaceae.